AUGCAUCCACACAAGAACAAGAUCAAGAUAGCGUGGUCCAUUGACUUUGACGCCGUCUCUGGAUGGCUAGGAACAGGGAAACAUGACAACAACAGCACCGCAGACUAUAGCGCCGGUUAUUUCAGUGCCACAGUUGGUGUGGGUCGGCUCUUGAAGUUGUUCAAGAAGCUUGAUAUAGCGGAUAAAGUGACUUGGUGUAUCCCCGGCCAUUCCAUUGAAACAUUUCCAACGCAGACCCGAGAUAUCAUCGAUUCCGGUGCAGAAAUCGCAUUACAUGGCUACGCCCAUGAGAGUGCCAGCCAGAUGACAGCCGAGCAGGAAAGAGAUGUGCUGCUCAAGUGCAUCAAACUCGUGGAAGACUUGACUGGGAAACGGCCUCGAGGAUACCGAGCUCCUCUUUACCAGCUCAAGGAGCGGACGAUUUCUCUCUUGCAGGAAUAUGAAUUCCUCUGGGAUUCUUCCUUGUCGCACUUUGAUAGUGUGCCGUACUUCUUACCAAAAGAUCCAGCGCCGAUAGCUCCGAUUGACUUCAACCCGUCUGCGAAAGCAGCAGAUUGGAUGAAGCCAAGUCCCGACUUCAAUGCAUUGCCAAAAUCGGACCUGGUCGAGGUGCCUGCGAAUUGGUAUAUGGAAGAUGCUACGCCUUUACAAUUCUUUCCCAACACCCCCAACUCGCAGGGAUAUGUGGACGUCCGGGUUGUCGAACGCAUGUGGAUGGAUCGUUUUGAGUGGUUGCGGUCCGAGAUUGCGGAUGGGAGAGAAGACAUGACUAUUUUCAGUAUCAUCCUGCAUCCCGAGACCAGCGGAAUGGCUCAUGUCAUUGGUAUGAUUCAGCGUUUCUUGAUCUGGGUGCAAAGCUUUGGGGAGAACGAGGUAGAGUUCCUGACAUACGAGCAGAUCGCCCUGGAAUGGAAAAGAGGCCGGCAGGAGAAGGAUGUCUCGUCGACAGUGUAG
This is a messenger RNA of Ramularia collo-cygni, 954 nucleotides long. Its product is annotated as related to polysaccharide deacetylase. Bases 1 to 954 code for a protein of 317 amino acids. Gene Ontology annotation, biological process: carbohydrate metabolic process. The record is from RefSeq and is a predicted model, not a curated record. The transcript is spliced from 2 exons. NCBI's taxonomy places the organism in Eukaryota, Fungi, Ascomycota, Dothideomycetes, Mycosphaerellales, Mycosphaerellaceae. Gene Ontology annotation, molecular function: hydrolase activity, acting on carbon-nitrogen (but not peptide) bonds.